Aspergillus homomorphus CBS 101889 is the source of this 2856-nucleotide messenger RNA. RefSeq names its product putative amino acid transporter. The transcript is spliced from 2 exons. Gene Ontology annotation, molecular function: amino acid transmembrane transporter activity. Gene Ontology annotation, biological process: amino acid transmembrane transport. The record is from RefSeq and is a predicted model, not a curated record. NCBI's taxonomy places the organism in Eukaryota, Fungi, Ascomycota, Eurotiomycetes, Eurotiales, Aspergillaceae. The coding region runs from base 348 to 2585 and encodes 745 amino acids.
CCACCCCCCUGGUUGGACCUCUCGCCCGCCUCGUCCUUUUUCGGGUUGCGUUGGAAAACAGACUACCUAGCUAAGUCAAGUCGCAGGAGCCUUAGCUAGUUAGUGUCCCUGUCGGUCUAAUGCGGUGAAUGGAUUGUGGCUUGCACUUAUCCCCGUCUUUCUUUCGACCUACAACUCUCUUUCUCUCCCCCAAACUCUCCGCUCUUAUCAAUCCACUCUUCUCCUCAAACCGGUUAUCCCUGAAUCUUGGUUCACUUCCGAAGAACUCAAAAUAGACGAAUAGUUUUCGGGAUUAUUCAGGGUUCUCUGAUCUCUGCACAAGGACAGUUUCUGAACCAUCUGCCAAAAUGUCAUCCCCAAAGGCAUCCGACAAUGGGGAGGGCUCCUCGUCGCUACGGCCCCGUUCAUCGUCGCCAAUCUCCACCUCCGCAAUGCGAUCGAGAUCUCCUGCAACUGACGCCUCUGUGAGGCAUGUUUCUAUCGCACGCCUGGCGUCGCCAAUCCCCUCUCCGUCCAAUCAGUCCUACUCGUCCAGGCAGGUGCCCGUGCCCGUGCAGCCGGCAAGCGGCGCCGUCGAGGAUUAUCGCAAAGUCGAUCAUUCUUCCUCCAUACCAGGUCCGGGUCAUUCGAUGAUUUCCUCUGCUCUUCAGGAUUAUAUGGGUAGAUCGCCGCCAGCAAGAGUAGGGACUCCGCCCAGACAAACCGCGUCUCCUGCCCUGCUCAAUCAACCCAUCCGAUCGAACUACGGCUCCUUCGAUGGACGAGAAGGCUCGGAAUAUUCGGCAGGUCCUUACGAAGAUCCAGAAGUCAUCAAGCGACAUUUGGUGCAACCUCAAAAUGGGGACGGCCGGGACUACUAUUUCUCAGGCGAUGCUGCUAGUAACGCAGAUGACGAGUUCUCCAGUCUACAACUGCAGGGUGGUGAUAUAACCAGGCAGGUUUACAGGUGGGCGGAGGACGCAGAAUCAGGAAACUCCUUGCGCAAACCUCAACGCAGCAGGAGUUUCAGCCAUAACCGACCACUGCCCCAAGACGAAACGAUGAAUAUCAACAGCAUUCGUGUACCGGGAGGGUUUCGCAGAGACUAUCUGCGAAGAGCUGUAGGCCCCGGGGACUCCGAAGACUCGGGGGUGCAGGCGCCCGUCAGUCAACCUCAAUUCCCGACAAGCAGCUUCCUCGAAUUCUUGACCCUCUAUGGUCACUUUGCAGGUGAGGAGCUGGAAGAGGAUGAUGAGGUGCUGGGCCCUGACGAGUACUUCUCGUCUGAUACCUACGAUGAAGCGGAAGGUAGAGAACCUGGCGAAGACUCCGCUCUGCUUCGCCCGGAUACUGCUGGUAGGAGAAAGCGCAAGCCGCGUGGAGGUACUGGAAACAACACGAUGACUGGUGCGGCUCUUCUCCUACUCAAAUCUUUUGUGGGAACGGGAGUCCUGUUCCUCCCGAGAGCUUUCCUGAACGGAGGAAUGUUGUUCAGUAGCAUGGUUCUGCUAGGAGUGUCACUUCUCAGUUUCUACUGCUUCAUCUUGUUGGUCAGUACUCGACUGAAGGUCGAUGGCUCAUUUGGUGAUAUCGGUGGCCAACUCUACGGUAAACACAUGCGGCGCAUCAUCCUCGGCUCCAUCGUCCUGAGUCAACUGGGUUUCGUGUCGGCAUAUAUUGUGUUUACGGCUGAAAACCUGCAGGCCUUCGUCCUUGCUGUCAGCAAUUGCAAGUCUUUCAUUGACAUUAAGUUCAUGGUUUUGCUGCAGCUGGUCAUCUUCCUGCCUCUUUCAUUGAUUCGCGAUAUCAGCAAACUUGGUUUCACUGCACUGAUCGCCGAUCUGUUUAUUCUGCUUGGUCUGAUCUAUCUCUUCUAUUACGAUUUCCUCACCAUCUCGAACCAGGGUGGGAUCUCCGACAUCAUCUCCUUUAACCCAUCCACGUGGACUCUGUUUAUCGGAACAGCUAUUUUCACAUUUGAAGGAAUUGGCCUGAUUAUUCCCAUCCAAGAAUCUAUGAAGGAACCCCACCGCUUCCCUGGCGUCCUGGCCGGCGUCAUGGUCAUCAUCACGAUUAUCUUCCUUUCAGCUGGCGCUGUCAGCUAUGCAGCCUACGGUUCCGCGACCAAAACGGUUGUUAUCCUGAACCUGCCCCAGGAUGACAAAUUCGUGAACGCCGUGCAGUUCCUCUACUCCCUUGCCAUUCUCCUGAGCACCCCGCUCCAGCUCUUCCCUGCCAUCCGUAUCAUGGAGAACGAGCUGUUCACGCGCAGCGGAAAGUACAACCCGUGGAUCAAGUGGAAGAAGAACUGUUUCCGAUUCUUCCUCGUCAUGAUCUGCGCGUUCGUCGCCUGGGGCGGCGCCGAAGAUCUCGACAAGUUCGUCUCGCUCGUUGGAAGUUUCGCCUGCGUGCCGUUGAUCUAUGUGUAUCCGCCUCUGCUCCACCUCAAAGCCUGUGCGCAGUCUCGCAGGCAGCAAAUCGCCGACAUCGCACUGGCCAUCUUCGGUGUUCUCAGCUGCGUGUACACGACCUCCUUGACGCUCAGCAACUGGAUCGGCGGCGGAGACGUCAAGCCGCCCGGUUACUGCGACUCGCAAUCUGUAUAGAUGUUCCACGAUCUGUCUUCCCGACCCUUUCCUGGAAGGUUUAACGAACCGUCCAGUACGUAUGUGAUGGACGCUACCAUGAAGCCACUACAAAUGCUAUUGUUGAUACAUAUUUCUGCCCGUUCGAUUACAAUCAUGAUUGUCUCUGUGCUUGGAUACAGGACCGUUUCUCAAGACCAACUCAGCCUGUUUCUUUUUCCAUUGUUCCUUUUUGUGGGUUUUACUCUGGCUAUGUUUGAUAUAGACUUUAGACGAGAUUGCCAAUUUUACG